Messenger RNA from Carcharodon carcharias (great white shark), 2527 nucleotides. RefSeq names its product cytochrome P450 4B1-like. The record is from RefSeq and is a predicted model, not a curated record. NCBI's taxonomy places the organism in Eukaryota, Metazoa, Chordata, Chondrichthyes, Lamniformes, Lamnidae. Gene Ontology annotation, molecular function: monooxygenase activity; heme binding; iron ion binding. Bases 347 to 1867 code for a protein of 506 amino acids. The transcript is spliced from 12 exons.
CCACUAUUAUCUUGUGAUAUAUGUGAGGGCUGUGCUCUACAAUAGUAAGCUCUAGUAUCAGUUGCAGAUUUCACAAUAUUUACAGUUAUAAUAUAAAAUCAAUUAUGAAAAGGUAUCCAGAUUACAGGUGAAUUGUUGACUUGUGAAACCAUAGUUAAAAAAAAGCUAGGUUUAAGAAUUGGAGCACAUGCUGUGGAUUGGCUAUCAGAAUUUGUUUUAUGUUGGAGGUGUGGCUCUUAAAAGGCAGAUUCAAAGUGAAUUCUCCUCAUUUGGGACACCAGAUCUGCAAGUGUUUUGACACUUCUUUGAAGACUGUCUUUGCACAAAAUUCAUACAACUGCAGAAAAUGUUUUCACAUACUAUAGACCUAAUUCAGCUGUUUCAGCUAUUGGUUCUUAUUUGUUCAACAUUUAUUCUCAUCAAAAUAUUGAACCUGUUUCGCAAGAGAUGGAAGUUGAUCGCAGCAAUGAAACCUUUCCCUGGACCCGUGGCACAUUGGCUAUACGGGCAUGCACUUGAGUUUGCUCAAGAUGGGACAGAUUUAGACAAGACUGUGGUAUGGGCAAAGAACUAUCCACGUGGCCACCAGAUAUGGCUCGGUCCAUUUACAGCAUACUUAGCUAUAUACGAUCCUGACUACGCUAAGGCUUUACUUGCAACUUCAGAACCAAAAGAUGAUGUGGCCUACCGAUUUAUGCUUCCUUGGAUCGGUGAUGGUUUACUAAUAAACAGUGGCCAGAAGUGGUAUCGUCAUCGGCGACUGUUGACACCUGGAUUCCACUAUGAUAUAUUGAAGUCGUACGUACAGGAGAUUGCAGAGGCCACUAAGAUCAUGCUGAACAAAUGGGAGCUGCUCAGCACAAAAGAGAACUCUGUGGAACUCUACCAUCAUAUCAGCCUUAUGACAUUGGAUAGUAUUCUGAAAUGUGCCUUCAGUUUUCACAGCAAUUGUCAACUUGAAAGUAAUAACUCAUACAUCCAAGCUGUCUAUGAACUCGGAUUCCUUGCUAGUGACCGAUUUAAAACGUUCCAGCAUCAUUAUGACCUUGUCUACUACCUCACCCCUAAUGGAAUCAGAUUCCGGAAAGCCUGUGAUCUAGCACACAAACACACAGACAACGUGAUACGCCAGAGGAAGGAGGCACUGAAAAAUGAGAAGGAACUGGAAAGAAUCAAAGAAAAGAAGCAUUGUGACUUCUUGGAUAUUCUUCUGUGUUCAAGGGAUGAAAAUGGAAUGGGAUUAUCGGAUGAAGACCUUCGAGCAGAGGUGGACACAUUCAUGUUUGAAGGCCAUGAUACUACAGCUAGUGGAAUCUCCUGGCUCCUGUACUGUCUGGCUCAACACCCAGAACACCAGCAGAAGUGCAGAGAGGAGAUCCAUGAGCUUCUGGAGGGACAGGAGAAAUUUGAAUGGGAAUUCCUAAGUAAGAUGCCUUACACCACAAUGUGUCUAAAGGAAUCUCUACGGCUUUAUCCCCCUCUACCAGGAGUGUCCAGGAAACUGACCAAGCCACUUGUAUUCCCUGAUGGGAAGCAUGUACCUGAAGGUUGCCUGGUUGCAUUAAGUAUCUACAGCCUCCACAGGAAUCCACGGUUCUGGGAUAAUCCUGAGGUAUUUAACCCAUUGAGGUUUACUCCAGAAAAUUCAGAACACAGGCACCACCAUGCCUACAUACCUUUCUCUGUAGGACCAAGGAACUGCAUUGGUCAACACUUUGCCAUGAAUGAAAUGAAGGUGGCUGUCGCGCUGAUUCUUAAUCGAUUUGAACUGGAAGUUGAUGAAUCAAAGCUACCGAUUAAAACACCGCAGAUAGUCCUCAGAUCCAAAAAUGGAAUGCACUUGAAGAUUAAAAAGCUGGAGAAGUAAAUCUGGAAAGAAUAAUGCAACCCUCCACCAGUUUCCUUCUGCCAGUUGACAAAAAUAAUAGCUAUUCUUAAAGUAGCAACUUCAAGACCAGACAAAUCAGUCUGAAUGUGGUUAAUAAUUUACCUGUAAAACACUAUAGGGUAGAUUUGGACUUUGUGAGAUUGUUUAAAAUGGGUAAUAGAGAAUCGGGAGAGAAAUAAAUGGGCUGCUGAUUUGCUAUCACCCAUUUUAUUAUGAAUUAUUCUCUGGGGACCCCACCACAUUAUCUUUUCUUUUGGAAUCAGGAGGAACGGUUUCUGCUGGCAGCAGGGUUGGUAACCAGAAGGCACAGAUUAAAUAUACUUGGCAAAAAAAACAAGAGAUAAGAAGAGUUUUUUUUAAUUGAAGUGAGUUAUAAUGAUCUGGAAUGUGCUGAAGGAUUAGAGGAAGAAGAACCAAUAAUAACUUUCAAAAAAGAAUUGGAUAUAUACUUAAAAAGGCUAUGGGGGAAGAGCAGAGAAGAGUGGACUAACUGAAUAGUUCUUACAAGGGGCCAGCACAAGCAGAAUGGGCUGAAGGACCCCCUUCUUUGCUGUGAGAUUCUAUGAUUAAAUGAUUUACAUUAUCACACAAAGUCAAAAUCCUUAUGACUUUAAGGGAUAUUAAAAAUAUCAUAUUGGA